This is a messenger RNA of Limanda limanda (common dab), 939 nucleotides long. Its product is annotated as transmembrane protein 255B. NCBI's taxonomy places the organism in Eukaryota, Metazoa, Chordata, Actinopteri, Pleuronectiformes, Pleuronectidae. The transcript has 9 exons. The record is from RefSeq and is a predicted model, not a curated record. Bases 1 to 939 code for a protein of 312 amino acids.
AUGACUGCCAGGAUCCAGGGAACAAGGAGCCAGGACAAACCUGAGCCAAGGAGCCGAGCUGCAGAGAUGAAGGCGAGGGUCAGGAGGGCUCUGCUGCUGGUGGGGGGCAUGCUCAGCCUGUCCCUGCUGGUGGUGGUGCUGGGGGUCUACACCACCACCCGAACAGAGAGCCUGAACGUGACCGGCUACAUCUCUGGGGUCAUUCUGACCCUCGGAUCCUUCUUGGGACUUCUGGGGCUCUGCCUCGAAGAGAACCGCAAGCAGCUGCUGACGGCUGCGAUCGUAUUCCUCAGCUUUGGGAUCAUCGCUGCUUUUCUGUGCCUGGUGAUUGACGGCGUCUGUACUGUCUUAAACCUGGACAUGCGUCCACUGAGAGCAGGGAGAUGUCAGUACUACAGCAGCGGCAGCAGCUACAUCUAUGAGAAUUUCUACACCCCAGUUUCAUGUUGGAAUCUGAAGGAGUCUUGUACCAUGACAGUAAGAAGUGGGACCUGCUACUGCUGCGACCUCUACGACUGCGCUAAUGGAGGUUACCUCAGCAACUACUACGAGUUUGUUGGAGUCGAUAGCUGCGAGGAAGUUUUCACUCUCUACAUUUUGAUUUGGAUCCUCACCGGUCUGAACCUCGUGGCGCUCUUCACAGGGAUCCUGAUCACAGCGGUGCUAGGCAGCAUCAAGGAUCUGAGGAGUAGCAGCACUCUGACCGAGUCCCCUGAAGGCACCACGACAUCCCCAACAGCUCCUCGACUGAUGAACACCAACACACACACAGUUCCGCAGCUCUACCCAGAAGUCUCGAUGUAUUUCCCUCCUGCAGAAAAAGCAGCUGCGUCACAGAGUUUUCCUUCAUCAUCCACGUCUCCCUUGGAGUCGAGUCCUCCUCCCUUCGCCCCUCUGACCAACCUGCUGCCCUUCAGAGCCCAAGGCUUCUCCGCCUGA